Messenger RNA from Ambispora leptoticha, 148 nucleotides. The record is from the annotation of a GenBank genome assembly. NCBI's taxonomy places the organism in Eukaryota, Fungi, Glomeromycota, Glomeromycetes, Archaeosporales, Ambisporaceae.
AGAAAAGGAAGAAAAAGUACCUAGUACAAGAAGAAAAAGAGAAGAAGAAGAGUUUAAUGAAGAAUCUGAAUAUAAAGAGAGUGAAGCAAAGGAAUCAGCAAGAGAAGAAGACAAAGAAGCAAAGCAAAAAAGAAUCAAUAUAGUCUAG